Molecule: messenger RNA, 945 nt
Organism: Diaporthe amygdali
Lineage: Eukaryota; Fungi; Ascomycota; Sordariomycetes; Diaporthales; Diaporthaceae
Product: aminopeptidase y
Exons: 3
Coding region: 1-945 (314 amino acids)
Biological process (GO): proteolysis
Molecular function (GO): metalloexopeptidase activity
Source: RefSeq, a predicted model, not a curated record
AUGAAGCCUGCUUUCUCUCUCGCCGCCGUCUUGGCAGUCAUACUGCCCCUUGCGAUCGCCAGAGAUGACGCCGUUCACGCAUUGCGUGACUUGAUCGACGAGGGCGAGCUUGCCUCCAAGGCCGAGACCAUCCAAGCAUUUGCGUAUGCGUCACCCGAGAAGAAUAGAUACAUCGGCACUGCGGGACUCGAGAGCUCGCUGCAAUACAUCUGGGACACCCUAGACGACCUUGAUUACUACGACCUCACUCGCCAAUCCUUCGAGUUCACUCAGCGUGGCCGAACGUUUCAAACGUACAACAUCAUUGCCCAAACAAGGGAUGGCGACCCAUACAACGUGCUGCAACUUGGUGCCCACAUGGACUCAGUCGCCGAAGGACCUGGAAUUAACGACAACGCAUCGGGUGGUAUCGGAAUCUUGGAAGUCGCUAUUCAGCUCUCCAACUUCACUGUCACCAACAGCGUCCGCUUUUCAUGGUGGUCGGCUGAAGAGGUAGGGCUUAUCGGCUCAACUGUGUACGUUGAUUCAUUGACUGAGGAGGACCGGGAGAAAAUUCGCCUCUACCUCAACUUCGAUAUGAUUGCCUCCCCUGCUCAUGAAAUUGGUGUCUACACAAGCAACUUCACCGGGACCGGCGUGACCCAGGCACCCGGUGUCGAGGAAGCGGAGAAGUUCCUCCAGGACUACUUUGAUGACGUCGCCGACCUGGACUGGAAGACGGCUACCCUACGCGGGACAAGUGAUCAUUGGCCGUUCGUGUUGGCAAACAUCCCGACAGGUGGCCUGUACGCUGGUGCUGACCCGAACUACCAUACCGACGAUGAUGUCGUCGCCCACAUGGAUACCGGGGUCUUUGUCGAGAUUACAAAAGCCAUUGCUUAUGCUGUGGGUACUUACGCAGAGAGUUUCGACGGACUGCCGUCAAGGGAGAUCGUCGUCGAUUGA